AUGGGAGACGCAGAGCACUACGACUCCACAGCGCGAGCGCUCGCCGCCGACUUCGAUUACAACGACUCCUCCGACGAGCCCAUCACCCCGACCUCCCACCCCCGCCGAAUAAACAGUCCACUAUGGUCGCGACGCUCCCUCGACUCCGGCAGCACUCGCCCACGCACAACAAAAGACCGAUGGCUACAAACCGCGGAGAAAUACAACCGUCAAGCAUCACGACUCUGGUCCAAACUCACGCUCCUCCAAAAAUCUCUCCUCGUCCUCUUCAGCCUCACAUCCCUGACAAUCACCCUACUCAUAGUAAUCUACAACGAGAAAUUCUUCGCCUACUUCGCCCCCGCCGCGAAAAAAUGGCGAAAUCUCCCAGCCGGAUGGUUGAUCCUCUGGGUCAUGGCAUUCUUCGUCUCCUUCCCACCCAUGAUCGGCUACAGCACAUGCGUCACAAUCGCCGGCUUCGUCUUCGGGAUGCAAGGCUGGUUCAUCAUGGCAAGCGCAACGGUGAUCGGCUCGACCACCUCCUUCAUCGUCAGCCGAACCGUUUUGAAAAAAUACGUGAGUCGCAUGACGGAGAAGAAUAAACGUUUCGCGGCUUUGUCGCUGGUGUUGAAACACGAUGGAUUGAAACUUUUGGUGAUGAUAAGAUUGUGUCCGUUACCGUAUUCUUUUGCGAAUGGAGCCAUUUCUACGAUUCCGACGGUUUCGUGGCGCAAUUUCGCGAUUGCGACGGCGAUUGCGAGUCCGAAGUUGUUGUUGCAUGUUUUUGUGGGCGCGCGAUUAGGGGAUAUUGCGGAGAAUGGGGCUUCGAUGGAUACGAAGACGAAAGUUGUGAGUUAUGUGAGUGCGCUUGUUGGGAUUGUGGUUGGGGGCUUGACGGGGUAUUUGAUUUAUGCGAGGACGGCGGCGAGGGCGAAGGAGUUGGAGACGGCUGACGAGGGGCAACCCAGGAGGAGGAAUAGUAGUGCGGGAGAGUAUAUUGAUGAUGGAGAGGUGGAGAGGGGAGAUGAUGAUAUGAUGAGCUUGCAUACCACUGUCUAUGAGGAUGAUCUGGAUACUGGGUAUAGAGAUGAGUUUACAGAUGAAGAAGAUGCUGUGGAGCGAGAUCCUUUUGAUGCUGGAGAUGGUCCCGAGGAUGAGGAGACUGCUAGUAAGAAAGGAAAGGAAUAG
Messenger RNA from Pseudocercospora fijiensis CIRAD86, 1167 nucleotides. RefSeq lists its product as uncharacterized. Lineage: Eukaryota; Fungi; Ascomycota; Dothideomycetes; Mycosphaerellales; Mycosphaerellaceae. Gene Ontology annotation, biological process: mitotic spindle elongation; vesicle-mediated transport. Bases 1 to 1167 code for a protein of 388 amino acids. The transcript has a single exon. The record is from RefSeq and is a predicted model, not a curated record. Gene Ontology annotation, cellular component: Golgi membrane.